Molecule: messenger RNA, 1566 nt
Organism: Vicia faba (fava bean)
Lineage: Eukaryota; Viridiplantae; Streptophyta; Magnoliopsida; Fabales; Fabaceae
Source: the annotation of a GenBank genome assembly
AUGGAUUCCAAGAAGCUUCGAAGUAAACCUAAACUCGAUCGUCGUAAUGCUCUAAAGUACUUCGAUUACGACGCUGGAUCAUCUUCCUCUUCGUCUGAUGAUUCUUCUGGUUCGCUUUAUACUCGUUCGAUGGAGUUGUAUGACCGGACUAGUUUUCGAAUUGAAGGUGUUGAAGGUGAGCUUGAUCGGAUUUGUAAGAGUUUGGGACUUUCUGGACCGGAGGAUUUUUCUAUUCCGGCUGCUGCUUGGGAGGCUAUGAAGGUUCGAUAUUCUUCGGAUAGUCUCCCGAGUUUGAAGCUUGGAGAGGUUGAUUUUCGGGAGAAGGUAGAUGAGGUGAGAGAAUUAGAAGAGGAAGGUGGAUUGAAUAAGAAAUGUGAAGAUAGUGUUAUGGAUAGGGAUAGGGUUACAGACGAGGUUGUUCAGACUGUUGUCGUUGCUGCUUCUAGUGGUGGUACCAGUGGAAUUCAUCCACCUUUGAUUAAGGUGCCGGAGUUGGCUCCGGUAAGGGAAGGGGAAGUGGUGGAGAAAGAAGGUGAGGAAGUUGGUAUUGGCAGGGGAAGUUUGAAGAGAGAAGAGGAAGACGGGGUGGUGGAUAAUUCCGAUGAGAUGGCUGAGAUUGUUGUCGGCCUUUCGGAAUCAUCUAUGUUUAGUACUUCCAACGAAGAUGAUUCAUCUAGGACUGCCGUGGAACCUAGGUCCAAUGAUGUGUGUCGUAACGGGAGAAUUCAGCGUAUUAUUACCCCUGGAUGCUGGCAAAAGGGUCAGUUUUUGGGUGGAGGUUCGUUUGGAUAUGUCUUUGAAGGAAUUUCUGAUGAUGGAUUCUUUUUUGCUGUAAAAGAAGUUUCAUUGCUUGAUCAAGGGGAUCAGGGAAAACAAAGUGUCUACCAGCUGGAGCAGGAAAUUGCACUUUUGAGUCGUUUUGAACAUGAUAAUAUCGUUCAAUACUAUGGCACUGAAAUGGAUGAAUCCAAGCUUCAUAUCUUUAUUGAGCUUGUGACCAAAGGUUCUCUUAGAAGCCUCUAUCAGAGGUAUACUCUCCGAGAUUCCCAAGUAUCUGCCUAUACAAGACAGAUUCUGCAUGGUUUGAAGUAUCUUCACAAUCAAAAUGUGGUUCACAGGGAUAUCAAAUGUGCAAAUAUAUUGGUGCAUGCAAGUGGAUCUGUCAAACUUGCAGAUUUUGGGUUAGCGAAGGCAACCAAAUUGAAUGAUGUUAAAUCAUGCAAGGGGACAGCAUUCUGGAUGGCCCCAGAGGUUGUGAAAGGAAAGAACAAAGGUUAUGGGCUUCCAGCUGAUGUUUGGAGUCUGGGAUGCACUGUGCUGGAGAUGCUAACGGGACAAAUUCCAUACUCCAAUUUGGAAUGUAUGCAGGCAAUAUUUAGAAUUGGAAAAGGGGUGCUACCUCCUAUUCCUGAUACUCUUUCAAGAGAUGCAAAAGAUUUUAUCAUGCAGUGCCUUCAAGUUAAUCCUGACGAUCGUCCUACUGCUGCUCAACUCUUAAACCAUCCCUUUCUCCAACGGCCACUUUCACAGCCUUCAUCUCCUUACAUUCAUGGCAAAAGGGGUUAA